Messenger RNA from Aureobasidium pullulans EXF-150, 936 nucleotides. Its product is annotated as alpha/beta-hydrolase. Gene Ontology annotation, molecular function: hydrolase activity. The transcript has 2 exons. The record is from RefSeq and is a predicted model, not a curated record. NCBI's taxonomy places the organism in Eukaryota, Fungi, Ascomycota, Dothideomycetes, Dothideales, Saccotheciaceae. The coding region runs from base 1 to 936 and encodes 311 amino acids.
AUGGCAACUCCAUCCAAGUACUCCGACUUUGACCAAAAAGAUGUUGUUUACAAGACCGUUAACGACCAAGAUAUAUCAACCACGAUCCUAGUACCGAAGAAUAUCACGCCAGGGAAGCACCCUCUGCUGGUACAUUUCCAUGGCGGUUUCCUGAUUUGUGGCUCGAAACUUUACGAGGAGUGGCAUGCGACAUGGACGAUUCAACUCGCAGCUCAGAAGAAUGCAAUCUUGGUCACACCAAAUUACCGACUCCUACCUGAAGCCAACGGAAGAGAAGUGCUCGACGACAUCAGCGAUUUCUGGUCCUGGGUGAAGACGUCUUUACCAUCGGAAGUUGCAAAGAUGGCAAGUGGAGUGGAGGUAGACACCACCAAUACGUUAGUAGCCGGAGAAUCAGCAGGCGGCUACCUAGCCAUCCAAUCCUCCCUCCUCCACCCAUCCGCAGGCAUCAAAGCCGUGAUAUCACAAUACGGCAUGCUCGACAACAAAAUCCCACAUUUCACCCAAAAAGGCCAAAAACACAUGGCGGGAGCACCCCAACAGCCCGAAUCAGAAGUAGAUGAUUACCUCCAAGAUAUGCAAAAAGGAGCUGUGAGGACGGAAACCCAUCCGUGGGAAAUGUGGUUGUUCAUCUGUGCGACCGUGCAAGCUGGAAGGUAUUUGGAGUUUUUGGGCGAUGGCGUGGGUGUGCAUGCGAUUGAUAAUCUUGAGACGGCUGAGAGGGUGCCUGCAUGUUGGAUCAUACACGGCAAAGAAGAUUCGCUUGUGCCAAUCGAAGCGUCAAACAAUUUUGUCGACAAGUUGAAGCAGACGCAUCCUAUUACCCCGUUGAGGUAUACGAUACAGCCUGGUGAGCAUGGAUUUGAUGGUGCGGUGAACAUGGAUGAGGACUGGGUCAAAGAAGGAUGUGCUUGGCUCGAAAAGUAUUGGCCAUGA